AUGAAGUUCUCCACUACCGCUCUUGCUCUUGCCACCAUUUUUGCUGCCUCCGCCGUUCAGGCCCAGAAGAUUGAUGCCGAGGGAGACACCCCUGCUCCCGCAGGCUCAAACGGCCAGAUUGAUCCUGUUGCUCACAACGGUGUCCUUGGUGAGGCUGUUGUCGUGACCAACACUGCUGUUCCCCCUCCCGCCAAGACCCAGAGGGCGGCUGCUGCUUCUGAGACCCAGCCAGCAUCGGACAACACCAAUGCCUCAAACGACACUACGAACGACACCUCGAACACCAACAACAACUCGGAUAACAAAACCCCGAACACUAACACUUCGAGCACCAGCGUCUCGAACACUAACAGCUCUUCGGGUUCUUCGAACUCGUCGGGUUCGUCGGCCUCGUCAAACACUAACGCUUCGAGCAACAGCUCCUCGAACGACAAGGCUUCGAGCAACAACGCACCAAAUGCCAACGCCUCGAGCAGCAACUCCUCGAACUCCAACGCAUCUAGCAAUGACAGUUCGAAGAGCAAUGCCUCCAGCGGCAACUCUUCGGGCAGCGGCAACUCUUCGAGCAGCGGCAGCUCUUCGGGCAGCGGCAGCUCUUCGGAGAGCGGUAACGCUUCGGGCAACGGCUCGGGCAGUGGCUCGUCGGGCGCUCCUGCCGUCUCUGCUCCGGCUGGCUCUGCUGGUUCCUCCGGCUCCCCUGUUGCGUCGGGUGCUGCCGAUGUCUCUGUCGCGGUUUCGGAUAAAGGCUGA
Linderina pennispora is the source of this 750-nucleotide messenger RNA. RefSeq lists its product as uncharacterized. The transcript has 3 exons. Bases 1 to 750 code for a protein of 249 amino acids. Lineage: Eukaryota; Fungi; Kickxellomycota; Kickxellomycetes; Kickxellales; Kickxellaceae. The record is from RefSeq and is a predicted model, not a curated record.